Messenger RNA from Kwoniella shivajii, 1509 nucleotides. Its product is annotated as cysteine desulfurase IscS. Lineage: Eukaryota; Fungi; Basidiomycota; Tremellomycetes; Tremellales; Cryptococcaceae. Bases 1 to 1509 code for a protein of 502 amino acids. Gene Ontology annotation, cellular component: cytosol; mitochondrion; nucleus. Gene Ontology annotation, molecular function: cysteine desulfurase activity; pyridoxal phosphate binding. Gene Ontology annotation, biological process: [2Fe-2S] cluster assembly. The record is from RefSeq and is a predicted model, not a curated record. The transcript has 5 exons.
AUGAACCCAGUCCGACCAUUAUUGCACGCUGCUAGAUUCCGAUCGAUUACCUCAGCCUCCACUUCCUCCAUCGCAGCUAGAAUCACACGAAGAACACUUACCACACCCACCAAUCCUCUCCAUGCAACAGUAUCAAAUGUCAGCACCGAGCAAGUGAGAGAAGAUCCAGGAGAAUUCGAUCAUGGUGACUCAGUGGCCAAUGAAUCGGAAGGUGGUAAAGAAAUGUUCGGCUUCAAGCUUAACCCGGUGUCAACCAAAACAGGUGGAAAUGCUAAAUCUGAAGGAAGACCAAUCUACUUGGAUAUGCAAGCUACAACACCGAUGGAUCCAAGAGUUUUAGAUAAAAUGUUACCUCUAUUCACUGAACAAUAUGGUAAUCCCCAUUCUAGAACACAUGCCUAUGGUUGGGAAGCAGAAGCUUCAGUAGACGAGGCAAGACAACAUGUAGCUAAAUUAGUCGGUGCUCAAGAAAAAGAUAUCGUCUUCACUUCAGGUGCAACGGAAAGCAACAAUAUGCUCAUUAAAGGAAUCGCCAAGUUCCAUCAAGGUAAAAGAAAGCAUAUCAUAACUACCCAAACAGAACACAAAUGUGUCCUCGACUCAUGCCGAUGGCUUUCAACCCAAGGUUUCGAAAUCACCUAUCUCCCUGUCCUACCCAACGGUCUUAUCUCUCUCACCGAUCUCAAAGCUGCUCUACGACCCGACACCUCUUUAGUAUCCAUCAUGGCAGUCAACAAUGAGAUUGGAGUUAUCCAACCUCUAAAAGAAAUUUCAGAAACUCUCAAGGCCUACGCUAAAGAGAACAAAACAACCAAAGCUCUAUUCCACACCGAUGCCGCUCAAGCAGUCGGUAAGAUCGAAAUCGACGUAGAAGCAAUGGGAAUUGACGCAAUGUCAAUCUCAGGCCACAAGCUAUAUGGACCAAAAGGUGUCGGUGCAGCGUAUGUCAGAAGAAGACCAAGAGUCAGAUUAGAACCCUUGAUUCACGGUGGUGGACAAGAAAGAGGUUUGAGAUCAGGUACCGUCCCCGCACCGCUAGUGGUCGGUCUAGGUGAAGCAUGUAGAAUCGCCACCAACGAAAUGAAGAUGGAUCAUGAGAGAAUAAAGGAAUUAUCGGACAGAUUGAUCAAUGGAAUAACAUCACAAAUCGAGCUUAUCGUUCGAAACGGUGAUCCAAACGGUUAUCCAGGUUGCGUAAACCUUUCCUUCUCAUACGUCGAAGGAGAGUCUCUCUUGAUGGCCCUCAAGGACAUCGCUUUAUCCUCCGGAUCAGCAUGUACAUCAGCUUCUCUCGAACCUUCUUACGUGUUAAGAGCAUUAGGUGCAGCAGAAGAUAUGGCACAUUCAUCUCUCCGAUUCGGUAUCGGAAGAUUCACUACGGAAGCUGAAAUCGACCUUGUCAUCGCUCGAAUUGUAUCGGUUGUGAACAAGUUGAGAGAUAUGAGUCCGCUAUGGGAGAUGGUACAAGAAGGUAUCGAUAUCAGUAAGAUCGAAUGGGCUCAACAUUGA